Salarias fasciatus (jewelled blenny) is the source of this 1305-nucleotide messenger RNA. RefSeq names its product low affinity immunoglobulin gamma Fc region receptor II-like. Gene Ontology annotation, cellular component: external side of plasma membrane. The coding region runs from base 128 to 1030 and encodes 300 amino acids. NCBI's taxonomy places the organism in Eukaryota, Metazoa, Chordata, Actinopteri, Blenniiformes, Blenniidae. The transcript has 6 exons. Gene Ontology annotation, molecular function: transmembrane signaling receptor activity. Gene Ontology annotation, biological process: immune response; cell surface receptor signaling pathway. The record is from RefSeq and is a predicted model, not a curated record.
GCAGGAUGUGGCACAACUCUGACAUUUGAGGUGUUGCAAACAGUCGCGCAAACAACAAGCAGAAGCUGACCUGGAAGCCCCGCUCGGCAGGAAGCCGUGGCAUCCGUGGCUCUGGCGGUGGGCCGGCAUGGAGCUGACCACGCUGUACGUUAUCCUGGGUGGGUUCGAGCUGUUUCCUCUGGUUCUGGCAGUUUCUCUAAGGGUCCGGCCCAACAGGUCUCAGUUCUUCGUCCGUGACUCGAUUCUUCUGGAGUGCGAUCUGGAAGGAAACUCUUCAGACUGGAGAGUUAAGAAAAGAAGACAUGGCUCGGUAGAAGUAGAAGACCAUUGUACAUCCUCUGUUCCAAACUGCUUUUUGGACACUCUCUACCCAGUGGACACUGGAGAUUACUGGUGCGAGUCCGAGGCCGGAGAGAUCAGCGACACUGUUAGCAUCAUUGUAACACGUGGCGCUGUGAUCCUGGAGAGUCCUGCUCUUCCGGUGACGGAGGGGGAAACUGUGACGCUGAUCUGCAGGAGUCGGGAUCUUUCCUCUUCUUCCUCCACCUCGUCCGGAUUCUCUUCACACUUCUACAAGAACAACCUCCUAAUUGGAAGCAGCUCAACAGGAAACCUGAGCGUCCUCUGUGUUUCUUGGUCUGACGAAGGUCUCCACAAGUGUAACAUCUCAGGGGUUGGAGAGUCCUCGCUCAGCCGGCUGACGGUCAGAGCAGGGCGACCUGAGCCGACCACGGCCCUGCUCAUGACUCGCACACUGUUUCCUGUGUUUGCUGUCUGCUUGGCGAUCGUCACACUGCUGCUGCUCGGUCUUUCCAUCAGAUGCACAGGUGAAGAUCAAGAAGCUCUUUUCUACACCACCGUCAUCUACACUCAGCGCAGCUCGGACACCUGCAGAUGUAGACUCCGGACCGACUUUGUGCUCCCCCCUGAACCUGAAGAGUGUCUGACACAGCACACACACAUCACAGGGAUGUUUGGCCUGAAGCAGGAGAAAGAAGAAUUGAACGUUGUUUCCCGGAGGAGGUGUUGACAUGACUGACGUCAAUCAUCAGCUCAGACUCACUUUGUGUCUUUUUGGGCCUGUUUACACUACAACACAGUGAAAAUGCUAAACUUAAAACGGGGGAAAGUAAAAACUUGUGAAAAUGCUCAGACUCUCCUGCUGUUCAUGUUUAGUGGGUAUUAUUCUCUGCAGCAUGAGUGUGGAUUCAUGACAAGAACAACCAACAGCACCACCUGGUGGACCAACAUGAAAACUACAUGGUUUUACUCAUUUCAGUAAACUCUGUUCAGUCAAAUCCAGUA